CACGCGCAGUACUCGGCUGCCGGUCUGCGGCGGCCACGGCAGAGCUGGGGGCGGACUCCUGCGCUAUGGCCGAGGGGAGCGCGGAGGCAGUCGCAGUCCCCGUCUCCGGGGCUGCCAACGGCCUCAGCAAUGGGGCAGGCGGGCCCUCGGCGCAACCCAACAACCCGCUGUCGCGGAAGCUGCAUAAGAUUUUGGAGACGCGGUUGGACAACGACAAGGAAAUGUUGGAAGCUCUCAAGGCACUUUCAACCUUUUUUGUUGAAAAUAGUUUGCGGACUCGAAGAAAUUUACGUGGAGAUAUUGAACGCAGAAGUUUAGCCAUCAAUGAAGAAUUUGUGAGCAUUUUCAAGGAAGUGAAGGAAGAACUUGAAAGCAUAAAUGAAGAUGUUCAAGCAAUGAGUAGCUGUUGUCAAGAUAUGACAAGUCGCUUACAGGCAGCAAAAGAACAGACUCAGGAUUUGAUAGUAAAAACCACUAAGCUUCAAGCUGAAAGUCAAAGAUUAGAAAUAAGAGCACAAGUUGCCGAUGCUUUCUUAUCCAAGUUCCAACUAACUUCUGAUGAAAUGAGUGUUCUCCGAGGUACAAGAGAAGGACCUAUUACUGAGGAUUUUUUCAAGGGAUUGGGAAGAGUAAAACAGAUUCAUAAUGAUGUCAAAGUUCUCUUGCGUACAAACCAACAAACAGCAGGUUUAGAAAUUAUGGAACAGAUGGCCUUGCUUCAAGAAACAGCUUAUGAAAGACUUUAUCGAUGGGCUCAAAGUGAAUGCAGAACAUUGACACAAGAAUCAUGUGACAUAUCUCCAGUAUUAACUCAGGCAAUGGAAGCCCUGCAGGAUAGACCUGUCUUAUAUAAGUAUACCUUAGAUGAAUUUGGAACAGCCAGAAGAAGUACAGUUGUCCGUGGAUUUAUUGAUGCUCUUACAAGAGGAGGCCCAGGAGGUACACCUAGACCCAUUGAAAUGCACUCCCAUGACCCUUUAAGAUAUGUGGGAGAUAUGUUGGCUUGGCUCCAUCAAGCUACUGCUUCUGAAAAAGAACACCUUGAAGCUCUCUUAAAGCAUGUAACUACACAAGGUGUUGAAGAAAAUAUUCAAGAAGUUGUUGGGCAUAUCACUGAGGGGGUGUGCAGGCCUCUAAAGGUUCGAAUUGAACAAGUAAUAGUCGCUGAACCUGGAGCGGUUUUAUUAUAUAAAAUUUCUAACCUCCUAAAAUUUUACCAUCAUACAAUCAGUGGCAUUGUUGGAAAUAGUGCUACCACAUUGUUGACUACCAUUGAAGAAAUGCAUUUGCUAAGCAAAAAAAUAUUCUUCAAUAGCUUGAGUCUUCAUGCAAGUAAAUUAAUGGACAAGGUUGAACUCCCACCACCUGAUCUUGGACCAAGUUCUGCAUUAAAUCAGACACUCAUGUUGUUGCGUGAAGUUUUGGCAUCUCAUGAUUCUUCAGUUGUACCAUUAGAUGCCCGUCAAGCUGAUUUUGUGCAGGUUUUAUCGUGUAUCUUGGAUCCUCUCCUUCAGAUGUGUACUGUGUCAGCGAGCAAUUUAGGCACAGCUGACAUGGCAACUUUCAUGGUCAAUUCACUAUAUAUGAUGAAGACAACAUUAGCUCUAUUUGAGUUUACUGACCGACGUCUGGAAAUGCUACAGUUUCAGAUUGAAGCACAUUUGGACACACUUAUAAAUGAGCAAGCUUCUUAUGUUUUAACUAGAUCAGGAUUGAGUUACAUCUAUAACACCAUACAGCAACAUAAACCUGAACAGGGUUCUUUAGCUAAUUUUCCCAACCUAGAUUCUGUGGCACUGAAGGCUGCAAUGGUUCAGUUUGAUCGUUACCUAUCAGCUCCAGACAACCUGUUAAUGCCACAGUUGAACUUCCUUCUAAGUGCCACAGUGAAAGAGCAGAUCAUCAAACAGUCUACUGAAUUAGUCUGCAGAGCCUAUGGCGAAGUGUAUACUGCCGUGAUGAAUCCAGUCAAUGAAUACAAAGAUCCAGAGAGCAUUCUACACCGAUCGCCGGAGCAAGUGCAGACACUUCUCUCCUGAUUAUAUUAUUUGAAUGUUAGAAAAUUAUUGCAUCCCUAGAACACUGAAGGUUUUCUUGGUAUUUAGUCUGUUAAUCUUUACUUUGAAAUUUGAUAGUUACAGUUUUCUAUGUGUCAUAAUAUUGUAAGUCCCCAUAAUUACUUUCUUUGGUCACAAUAUUGUGGAAUUAAGUAACAUACUAGUAUGUUGACCUGAAUUAGUGUUGCUCCAUUUCUACUCUCUAUGUAGAGAUGCUCUGUUAGCUGUUAGCUACCUCUCCAGCUCUGUAGUGUCCCCUCUAUUCUGGAAUAUGAUUGUAUGUAGUAGAUGAAGUUAGAGGGAUUUUUUUUUUACAAGAUUAGUUUUAAAUUAACUAUAUGUAAAAAAUUAGAUUUAAGAGUUAGUAGGAGGAUAUGACCUAACAAAUGUCUCUUUACCUAAAGAUUUGUUUGCUUUCUCAUUAGUUAUGUGAGUAUUUAAACAGUGUGAAUUCCACUCUGUGUAUCCUUGGGCUUAAUUCAACGUGAAGUUUAGCACUUAGAAUAGGGUUUAGGUGUGUAGCAUUCUGUGCUGCAUGUAACUCUAGUAUUUAAAGAUAGAUAUUUGUUAUACAAUGUGAACUAUAAAUUCAACCAGGCACAAAUUUUGUCUGAUGUUCAAACCAAAGAAAUAAUGACCUACUCUUAACAGUAGAAGAAAAAUGCCAGAGUAGCAAUUGCUAAUUGACAUUAAUUGAUAUCUAUCUCCAUGGUGGCCCCUUACCAAGAAUGAUUUGGAUUCUCACUUUAGAACUUUACCUAUGAGUAAUAUUGAAAAUCACUGUGUAUUUUUAAAAAAUAAAUUUCAGUGUUUCAUGUGACCUUGCUUUGUUGGUAAGAUUUUGAGAAUACUUCUUAUUAACAAAAUAUCUUAAUUUCUGGUAAAUCAACCAAAAGAAGUCUUAAAUUAUAAAUUAGAAAACCAAAGCAUAGGAAAGUUGACUACGUUAAGAUAUUUUGAAAAGUAGUAAGAUAAAAUUAACACUUAUAUUAAAAUAUACAUAACAAAUUAGUAUUUGCAGGACAUAGCCUAUUCAUCUCUCUGAAAUUUAUAAUUAUUUAUAUUAAAUGAUUCUCUUGGAGCAAGAAGAUUAUAUAUGAUCUCCUUUGUAUAUUUUUAAACUUUUUCCUUCAAUAACUUUGUGUAAUAUAUAAAACAUAGAAAAUAAAGUAUGAUGUAAAUCAAGA
Molecule: messenger RNA, 3244 nt
Organism: Myotis daubentonii (Daubenton's bat)
Lineage: Eukaryota; Metazoa; Chordata; Mammalia; Chiroptera; Vespertilionidae
Gene: COG6
Product: component of oligomeric golgi complex 6
Biological process (GO): intra-Golgi vesicle-mediated transport
Cellular component (GO): COG complex
Source: RefSeq, a predicted model, not a curated record